Cinara cedri is the source of this 467-nucleotide messenger RNA. NCBI's taxonomy places the organism in Eukaryota, Metazoa, Arthropoda, Insecta, Hemiptera, Aphididae. The record is from the annotation of a GenBank genome assembly.
AUGUCAUUUAAUUAUUUAAACACAUUUGAAUUACCACAACAUAUAAUGAAUUCAUCAGAGAACGGUGUAUUUUUACUGCACGGUUUCAGUGAUAGCUCUAAAAAAGCUUAUACCGCUGUUGUCUAUAUCGUUUCCACUCAAGAACAUUCAACACUCAUGUUGCUGACAGCAAAAACUCGAGUUACACUAAUUAAGAAAAUGACCAUUCCAAGGUUGGAAUUAUGCGGUGCGUUACUACUUGCUGAGCUUACUAACGCAAUCAAUUAACAUUAACAUACAAUCACUAAACUUGUGGACAGAUUUAAUUGUUACAUUGAAUUGGUAGCGAUCCAGCUAAAUGAUUGACAUUUAUCUCAAAUAGAGGAAUCCAAGAUACAAAACUUGACGCCAUCAACUGUUUGGCGAUACAUUUCAUCUGCGACAGACGUUGCCUCAAGAGGUUCGAGCGGCCAAGAGCUUACAACUAA